Bactrocera neohumeralis is the source of this 4401-nucleotide messenger RNA. RefSeq lists its product as uncharacterized. Lineage: Eukaryota; Metazoa; Arthropoda; Insecta; Diptera; Tephritidae. Gene Ontology annotation, molecular function: protein binding; DNA binding. Gene Ontology annotation, cellular component: nucleus. Gene Ontology annotation, biological process: regulation of transcription by RNA polymerase II. The record is from RefSeq and is a predicted model, not a curated record.
AGCAUCAACGAACAGCGUUGCAGCGGCAGCAGCGACUGCCAAUCGUAUUUGUGAAUUCGAGGGAAUUGGAAGUGAAUUUAUCGGGCGCUCAUAGUAGCUUUGCUUUGCGCGCUAACUGAAAGCGUCAGUCAGAAUAUAACGGUACGCGACUUCGGUACUUAUUAUUUUAAUGGAACGGCGGAAGUCGGAAGUUGUGAAAACAAAAUUAUGAAAGAAUGUAGUGACAGUGGGGUAGAGCGAGAAAACUUAAUUAACUAACAGCCGUAAAUUGCUGAUUGUGUUUGUGUGAAAGGAGACAUAGUGAUUUUAAUUGAGAGAAUUGCGAUUCAAAAUUAUGUAGUGAAAAACAGGCUUAAGUGGUGUGGAAUUCAAUUAAAAACAUAUGCAGACAGGUAGUAUUAUUAAACUAAGAAAUACAUUAAUAAUUAAUGUAAAUAUAUGGAGUAGAACAGCUGCAAGAGUGUGCUGUGGCAGCUAAUAAAAAAAUUUAAAAUAAUUAAUUCAUGUGAAAUUCAACAAAAGUGUAUGCGCAUAUAAACAUAGAUAUGUACAUAUUUGAAUAAAAAGGCGCACAAAGUUUGACAUUCACAAAACAACAGUUACGUCGACUUUGUGAUGACAACAACAACAACAGCAGCAACAAGCACGAGUGUACAAUUAUUUUGAUGAAAUUAUUUUGCAAGAUAUGUUUUUUUGGUUUUGUUAUUGCUUUUGCCAAAAACGAUAAAAGUCAUUCAUUCAACGCUGUUUUUGUGCUUACUUUUUAUUGCCGUUCUGAUUAUUUCGUUGUUGGUGUGCUUUUUUGUUAUUGAAUGAAUAUUUCCGGGUUUAAUGACACAUCUGCUGAAUUUAUAAAAUUAAAUAUAUGCAUGUCUUUUCGCAUACACGUACAUACAAACAUACAUACGUAUGUAUGUGCAUAUAUUUUUUAUUUCUUUUAAAUUAUUAAACGUUUAUUUUAAUUGUGUGUUCUCUUUCUCAUCUGAUGCUGGUAGUGCUAUAAGUAAGCUUGAAAAAUAACAGUAAUUAAAAGAAAUAACAAUUCAUCACAAACAACAUAUACAUACAAACACAUAAUUAUGCUAAAAUAUAUAUUUAUGUGUGUAAAAAAUAAUAUAUAAAACGCGCACGCAAAACUCACAAACUGAAAAACAAUUGCCACAACAACGCAUUGCGAAAUAAUUUAUAAAAUAAAAAAGUUGUAUGCGCUUAUGUGCAUUCGAACUUAUGGUUUCAAUAUGAAAUUUCAUUAUUAAAGGCUUUGCAAUUGGCGGAAAAAGUGACAGUGAUUGUGUGACAAGUGACGUAACCGUACGCCAACAUUAAUAAACACAAAAAUAUUUCCCUUUUCACUUGUAAUUGAGAACAAAGCGCUUUAUUCAAACAAACAAACAAAAAAUUGUGAAAAAACGCAGUUAUUUUAAAAGGCAGACACAUUUAACGCGAAAAAAAGCUGCGAAAAAAUCUCAGUAAAAUAUAACAGCCACCAUGUUGCCACAGCAAUAUUGCCUGCGAUGGAAAUACCAUCAUAGCAAUCUACAAACAAUGUUCUCACAACUGCUGGACCGUGGCUGCUUCUGCGAUGUGACGCUAGCCUGUGAGGGCCAACUGAUACGCGCACACCGCGUGGUUCUCUGCGCUUGCAGCAGCUUCUUCGACACAGUGCUCACCAAUUACGCCAGUGAACGCGAUCCCAUAAUCAUAAUGAAGGACGUCACAUUCGCCGAUGUCAAGUGUCUAAUUGAAUUUAUGUAUAAAGGCGAAAUCAAUGUGGAACACGCAAAUUUGGCCUCACUCUUAAAGACUGCAGAUGAUCUCAAAAUCAAAGGUUUGGCGGAAGUAUCGUGGCGCGAUGACGAGGAUGGACCGCCGUUGCCCACCGCUGCUACUGAGUUUCACUCGCCCACACCCACACACGGACAGGAUAUGUACAAUACGCGACCGGAGCAACAACGCGUUGGCUCACCCAGUUUUAUGCCACCGCAGCGACUGCCGCGCGAACGCAAGCUCUCCUCACCGAAGGACACGGCGCACGCGCAACAAGGCUUACCGACCCUAACGCCACUACCGCCAACAAGCAGCGCUUCAAUGGUAGCCGUUGCUGCCGCCGCCGCUGCUGCAGCUGCUGCGGUCUCUGCCGCAUCGCCGGUGGAAAAUUAUUUGGGGCCGAAACGCAAGCGCGGACGUCCGCCACUAGACGACGCCUAUGACGUUUUCAAUGUCCGAAAACUAGCACAGUAUGGCGGCCAUUUGGAUGCGCACCAUCAUCACCAAGCAUACUUGGAGGCGCAGCGCCAGUAUAACGAUGAGCAGCGUCGGCUUGCUGUCAUCUCACCGAUACCGCACCCAUCGUCGACUUCGGUCGCAGCAGCAGCCGCUUACCACCAACACAUCCAGCAACAACAACAUAACAAGCGCAUGCGUCAAUUGCACCGCCAACAGCAACUGCACCAUCAUCAGCUACAUACCGAAGCGGAUGAGCUGGAACACGAAGACGCACAGGCCGACCCCGAAUGGAUUAACAGUAAUUUGGAGGUAAAUGUGGGUGGCGGUGGCGAUAAUGAACCCCCCAUUGAGUGUGACGUAGACACUGCCACAUUGAAGGAACAAAAGUUGGAUCAGGCAGACGACAAAGAAGCACAACGCACGGCAAAAAUCGAGGCGCGAAAGCGUAAGGAACGUCAUUCGGAAGAACGUGACAAGUUGCAUGCACGUGAACGCUCGCUAACGCGUAAACGCUCAAGCGCCGAGGAACGCGACGAGAACAAUUUAAUCAAUGAUGAACGCGAGCGUGAAGAGCGUGAGUCGCGUGAGCAUUCCGCACAAAAUGAGAUAACUGAUCAAACACAGGAACGCAAGGGCGGCAAUGUUGAUGGGGAGGAGGAAGAAAAGGUCAAAGCUGCUGCUACUGUACCACAACCGGUGGAAGAAAUGGAAAACGUGCGACAAUCUAAGGACAAGCUCAGCAAUGCUUCAGCCAAUACAACUUCCGCCACAAGCGGCACACAUAAGCGCGGAAAUAUUACCAGUGAUCCAAGUGCACCACUACCAUUGCCGCCGCCUCCGUCGUUGCACCAUCCCGCAAAUCCAUACGGCAAAUAUGCGCCUGAGGGUUAUUUAUUGAACGAACAUGGCAUAUUGAUGACACACGAUUUUGUGCAUGCGCCGACGGCCCCCAUACCAGCAACAGGUGCAACGGCGAGUUCUUCAAGCGGCGCAAUAGUCGGAGCGGCCGGCGCUGCUAAUGGCAACGAUCAGGAUUAUGUGGACAUAAAGAUGGAAGAGUAUGACGGCACAGAUUUGCGUUUGACCACCGAAGAGAUUUCUGAGUGGCAAGAUGUGAUCAAAAUGGACGAUUACUUGGCUAAAGGACGUCGACCGCAAUUCUGGGAGGAGCCCUUCACACGACGCGUAUUGGAUGCUAUAAAGAACAAAAGAUUGGAAAUGAAGAAAGCUGCGCGUAUAUUGGGUGUCUCUUAUGGCACUUUAUAUGGUAGAUAUCGCGAGGUGUACGGCUGUUUGAAGCAUCCUUAUAGUAGCUCUACUUUUCGCCCCACACAAUCAAAUCAGUUAGCAGUACAACCGCGUUUUGACAUGGUCUGGCCUUCGCCUAAACGCGACAGUGGUCUAAUGCCCGGGCAAUUGGAAAUCGGUAAAAUACGUCCAAAGGAUUUGAGUGAACUAUGGACACGACCACAAAUUUGAAAAAAAUCACAACAAAGUAUAUCAAAAUGUAAAUAAAUUUGCAGUUUAUCUGAAUAAGCCCAAAAGUACAUCCCUAUGAUUAAAAAGUGUUACUAGUACUACUUUUACUUUAUUUAUAAGUUUUGUAUUACUUUCAAUUUUAUACGUUACAAAUGUAAAGCAAAGUAUUUAGAUAUAUACACAUGUAUGAUUUAAGACAAAUAUCAUAAAUUUGUAUUAUGGAACGGAAAAAGACAUUAAAAAAGACAAUUUAAAAGUUGUUAGUUUAGUGUGAGGAUAGCUGUAGUUAUUUGCAAUCGGCACAUCACUUAUGCAUGUAUGUGUAUGCCACAUAUGAGUGCACUAAAAGUGUUUAAAUAUAUAGUUUUAUCAACUAUUUGAGUAUUAAAAGAAUAUCCGCUCUUUAGCAAAUCCUUAAAUCAAUUGCCAAUGCAAUUAGUAAAAUUUGAAGAUUUUUUCAUUUAUUUUCUAUAUUUCUGUUCGUAGUUAAAUAAUUCUAUAAACAUUAUUUUUAAGUUACACAAAUAAAUAUAUACUUAUUUAGACGUUUUCUGUAAAUAUUAAAAUAAUAAAAUGACAUUUCAUAAUAGUGUAAACUUCCAGAAGUGCAUACAAUAAAAGUAGACGGAUAAGUAUGUGUGUUAGUAUGCUAAUAUGAAUACUUAAUAAAAAAAUACAUUUAAUUUCUAUCUAAUA